ACUCAAAUCCAACAGACCGCCAUGCCCAUAAUUGAGAAACUUGACCCAUAUAAUUUCUUUAUCACUUACAAGCUUUUCCGUGAAGCCACACGAUCAGUGAACGGUAAAAUUGUCAAGGACUUAUUGUAUCUCAAUUGUGACCUCUCGAAAGUCAUCCUCCUUGAUACGCAUCCUGAACAUGUAAGUUCACAUCCCGACAACGCCAUUAUCGUCCCCAAAUGGACCGGUACACCCGGGGACAAGGGCUUGAUUGCCAUGAUCCCCUUCUUGGAGUCCACCACAAUUUACAAGACUCCAGACGUGCAGCCCAUCCUUCAAGCGUAUGCAGGGAAAGAUAUCCCAAUCAAAUACACGGAGAAGGAAGCCGAGGCAAAGCAGAAGCAUAUCGAGGAGUGGAAGAGCAAGGCGCAUGGAUUAUCCAAGGGUGGGUUCACACCGAAUGGCAUGUUCAGUGGCGCAAGUGAACCCUCGCACUCGCCCAUCCCCUUGACUUACCUCGAGCAGAAGCGUCUUGAGGCACAGCAGCAGUAUAAAGAGGAGCAGGCAUACAUCGUGACCCACAAGGACGAGUUUGGAUGGCUAUUGGAGAAGGACAGGUGGGCGAUGGUGCGGGAGAUGAGUGGAAGUUUGUGGGGUGUUUUGGAUGCAAUGGCAGGGAAGAAGGCAGAGGCA
Messenger RNA from Suillus paluster, 672 nucleotides. RefSeq names its product NLI interacting factor-like phosphatase-domain-containing protein. The annotation marks the transcript as partial. NCBI's taxonomy places the organism in Eukaryota, Fungi, Basidiomycota, Agaricomycetes, Boletales, Suillaceae. The transcript is spliced from 4 exons. The record is from RefSeq and is a predicted model, not a curated record. Gene Ontology annotation, molecular function: phosphoprotein phosphatase activity.